Messenger RNA from Megalops cyprinoides (Indo-Pacific tarpon), 3982 nucleotides. It is a transcript of the gene map7d2b, whose product is annotated as MAP7 domain containing 2b. Gene Ontology annotation, cellular component: microtubule cytoskeleton. Lineage: Eukaryota; Metazoa; Chordata; Actinopteri; Elopiformes; Megalopidae. The record is from RefSeq and is a predicted model, not a curated record. The coding region runs from base 51 to 2318 and encodes 755 amino acids. Gene Ontology annotation, biological process: microtubule cytoskeleton organization. The transcript is spliced from 18 exons.
GGAGGAUUCCCGGGCGCUCGUUCGAGAGCACAGCAGAUACAUACACAGUGAUGUCGCUGGCGGUGGCCAAUGAGAAGAGGCCCAGGACCCAUGGCCACGCCUCCCCUGCUCGCCUGCCAGCCAAUCUCAGCUGCCCUUUGGGUAAGCAAGAUUUGGAGGCGCACCUGAGGACAGACAGACUGCGUUUAGCUCGAGAGAGGAGGGAGGAGCAGGAGAGGAUUGUGGUGGCGCAGGAGCGGGCGAUCCGGGAGAAGGAGCGGCGGGCGCGGCUGCAGUAUGCCCGCACCCUGCAGGAGCGCAGCCGCCGAUUGGAGGAGCAGCGGCAGAGGGCGGAGCUUCGGCGGGCCGCCGUGGAGGAGAAGAGGAGGCAGCGCGAGGAGGAGGAGAAGGAGAGGCUGGAGGCGCUGAUGAGGAGGACCCUGGAGAGAAGCCUGCAGCUGGAGCACCGGCCCAAACGCUGGACCUGGGGGGGCCCCACCGCCCCGGCGGACGACCACAGCGAGAAUGCCCCGCCCACUCUGACCUCCGACCUCCCCCACGACCUCUGUGCUCCGCCUCCUGCUGCCAGUCAAUCAAGCAAUGGUAUUGAAGCAUCUUGCCCUCUGCUACCCAGCAACCACCAUCCCAUAGUGAACGCAGCUGACUCUCUGUCAGUAGCUGCUGUGACCCUGCCCCUGCCCUCGGAUCCACCAGUCAGAAAACGUCUCUCCUCCUCCCCCGGGGUCACAGAGCUCACCACAGACCGAGUGUCUCGUCUCUGUCCUCGUGUAGCUUCCCCCAGCCCUCACAGGUCCCCCUACAGAUCCCUGAGUCGCGUGGACCACGGGGCGGCACCCCAAGGGUCAGCAAAGGAGUCUGGGGGGGCCCUCGCUUCCCCAGACACCACCCAGAGGGAAAUAUCGGGCGGAGCAAGAACUGCGGUUUCCCCUGUUACCCCCACACCAAUGAGACGAGUGGAGUCGCCUGCCACGCCCACCCGUAGCUCCUCCCCUCUCAUCCAGAGCAAGCCCAGGAGAGUCAGAGCCUCUAACGGCCGUGCCCAGUCGCCCUGCUCCGUUGGACAGUACCCCCCCUCUCCCAUGAGGCAUGGGGCUACCACCCCCGGCUCAGAGGGCAGCCGGAAGUGGGAGGGGGAAGAGAAGGGGGCCCGGGACCUCCGACGUCACGGCUCUCUGGAGAGAAAGACCUCAAAGACCGACACCCCUGAAAAGAAGAACUCCAAGAACGACACCCUGGAGAGAAAGACCUCCAAGACUGACACCCCUGAAAAGAAGAUGCCAAAGUCCACCAGCAGAGACCUGAGUGUAGACCGGAGUGCAGAGCCAUCCCCGGUGACGCCCACAGGAAAGCUGUUCGCUGGGACAACAGACGCCGAGGAGGCGUCGCGGCUGCUGGCGGAGCGGAGGCGCCAGGCGCGGCUGCAGAAGGAGCUGGAGGAGAAACAGAGACGCGAGCAGGAGGAGGAGGAGAGGCUGAGGUUGGAGGAGCUGAAGAGGAGGCAGGAGGAGGAGCGUGUGCGGCAGGAGGAGGAGGCGCAGCGGGCUGAGGAGGCGCGGCAGAGGCAGGAGCAGGAGCGCAGGCGCUGUGAGGAGGAGGAGAGACGGCAGAGGGAGCAGCGCUGGAGGGAGCUGCAGGCGCAGAUUGAAAGAGAGAGGGAGGAGGCGGAGCAGAGAGCAAGGAGAGAGGCGGAGCGACUGCGUCUGGAGAGAGAGCAGAUCAAAUUACAGGAAGACCAGGAGAGGCUGCAGAGGAAGAAGCGGAUCGAGGAGAUCAUGAGGAGAACCAGGAGAAGUGAUAAUGAGGUGAAGAAAGAAGAGGUCAGGGUGGAGCCUCCCUCCCCCAUCUCCUUCCUGCACCCCCUGCGGUCUCCUCUGCUGGGGUCCCCAGGGAGCAUGCAGGUGAGUGGGCAGAUCACCUGGAUGAGGCCCAGCGUGUCCCCCCAGGCGCCCCCCGCCGGGUCACCCCUCAUCACGCUGGGACCCCUGGAGGUGCGGAGCAACGGGGCGGAGGAGUUCCCCGAUGAGGUGCAGGCCAUGGACGUCAGCCCCGUCUCUAAGGAGGACCUGGUCUCCAUCCCGGAGUUCUCGCCUGUGGAGGAGGUCCGGAGCAACGGGACGAGCAACGCCCGCGCCCUGCAGGAUCUGCUGGAGCUGACAGGCCACGCGCCCUUCCCCAAACUCUCGCCCGCCGCGCCCCUGGGCGACUGCAACAAGAACCUGAUCGAGGGCUUCUGCAGCCCCGGGACGGACACCCAGCUGAUCCAGACCCUCACCCCCCCGCCCUCCGACGGGCGCAACGUCCAGCAGCCAGAGUGUUAGAGGGAGGAAGAGGAAGAUGGUUUUUCCAGUAGCAUCCCGGAGAAACCUCCCAUGUGGUCCUCUGCUUCAGUGUCGAUGAGAGAAACCUUCUGAUUUCCCCUCUGCCCCCAGCGGAAGGAGGGUAGCAUUUUGGUGUUCCUCAGUGGUCCUUAUUUAAAGCCUCUCUCUCGCCACAGAAGCUCCGCCCCUCUCCUAGCCCCGCCUCUCAGGCUUUUCCCCGUCCUGACUCUGCCCCUGACUCCGCCUCUCCCACGGCUGCAGGCUGGGCGCUCCGCUGUGGGACGACAGAAUACUUUCACAGGGUUUCGCUUCAGCUUCUGAUGCGGAUGCAUCCUCGUCGUCUGCGGGACUCGUUCUUCUACUUAUUUAUUGUAGCGUUCACAAAACUAAACAUGGAGAUGAAGUCCUUCUGUGUCUGCAAUGGAGAUGGGUUUGUGUAUAUGUUGUGUAGGGAGUGUUUUUCAGAAAGUGGUGCAUAAAAAAACAGUAGUGUAAGCGUGUGUUUUUGUGUGCGUGUUUGCGAAUAUGGUUUGCCAAAGCAAAAUGCUCAUAGUUUACAUACGUGCAGUUUAGCCCUAGACUCUCAGCAACGUUAUAAAUAUGUGGCUAGCUUGAUAAAUAUCACGCUAAGUAUGAGCUUCAACUUCAUAACUGAAUAGUCCUGUGAACUGGAGUUUGCUCUGCCUCUCGGUAUCCUGGCUUUGGGAGAUGUUUAUCAAACCUACAGCGUUCCUUGAAAAAAACAGAACUCCUUGUAUAAAAGCACCACAGCACAUCUUCUCAAAUGGUAAAUGGUCAGCGGCUUCGUGUUUCAUUAGGGUGGAGUCACCUCGGGUGAUCCUUCAGCUUGAGAUUAACCAGUAAACAGCGUAUUAUGCACUACAGUGUUCAAAGCGUUCACCACAGUGUCCACUCGAGUGAGCACAGCUCAGCACGUCUGCUCACACUUUCCUCAAUGUGGGCCAGGUCAGUGCGGCUGUUCGCUGGUCAGAGUGUGGUUUCUGGAACAGGAGCAAUAACCUGAGAAAUAACACCACCCACCUGAAGCUGUGGAUGUGCGCCCUCCAUAACCAUGCUAACCUGAGAGACGCGGCUCACCUGAGAGACGCGGCUCACCUGAGAGACGCGGCUCACCUGAGAGAGGUAGUUCACGUGAGAGACACAGCCUUGCAUCCCCACAGCUGCUCCGCAGAUUGGCCCGCCAGGAAGUGUAGCAUGUGAGCCGUUUGUUUCAUCUUAAGUCAACAUCCGCGUGCUUUUCUUUUCUUUUUCCAAAAGCGACUGCCCGUGGAGGAGAACCGUCAGUGUCUGCUGUGUGUUACUGUGAUUCAUUCAUCUGUCUCUGAAGGGUUAAACAUUAGAGUGAAAUUAAACAGGGCGAACACGGCCAGGUAACUGUGUGAUGACCGAUUAUCUUCUGUGCAAGAAUUGCGUCAGCCCUGGAGUUCGACCAGUGUGUUUUGAAGCUGUGUGCUUGGGUGUGUGUGUGGGGGCCAUUGGUUACUUUACUUUCUCUUACUUUUUAAUUUGUAGUAUUUUGUAAACAUGUUUGAACAAAUGGAGGAAGGAGACAGGAGUUUGAAACUUGAAGUACAGAAAACCAACAGGGUCUUCCAAAAAUCAGACUGAAAGGGCACUAAAGGUCAUACUAAGAGAUGGAAGCA